Molecule: messenger RNA, 1143 nt
Organism: Motacilla alba alba
Lineage: Eukaryota; Metazoa; Chordata; Aves; Passeriformes; Motacillidae
Gene: PGCKA1
Product: chromosome 4 C4orf19 homolog
Exons: 4
Coding region: 1-1143 (380 amino acids)
Source: RefSeq, a predicted model, not a curated record
AUGAGAGAAAAAAAGAAAGAUAAAGAAAAGAGAGAGGCCCUGGAAGAGGACCCAAGCUAUAUCUUUGAUCCAGAAGAAGUACAAUCAUCUGGAUGUAUUCAUGAAGUAAACAGCUAUAAACACAAUGAACAAGGCAGCAAUAAAUCCAAAUUCAAAGAUAAUAGUGAAAAUGAAGAACCCAAAAAUGAACUCCAGCAGGAUGAGAUAAACAAAACAGAAACUAAAAAUCCAGUCAACAGUAUAACAGAAACUCUCUGGAAUCACAGAGGCAAUGAUUCUCAAGAGGAUGGCCUUAUGAAGUGUGCUGCAAAGCUUGAUGUUGCAGUCAAUGGUGGCAACUCCUGUGCUCAGCACUCCGUGCUCAAUCCCAACACAAGCCCAGCGAAAGAAACCAGUGAAAAGGGAACCUCCAGCCAGUCAGAGGCUUCUCCAGCCAGCAAUAGAGACUUUUACACCAAAUCAAAUAGGUCUGGACAAGAGCUUGACCUAGAGACAGGCAGUCAGAGUAAGGCAGCCAGCAAUGUGCCUAACAGUAUUCCAGACUCCCAGUCUGCAGGAGACAGCAUCUUUCUCAAACGAAACUCAAUACUGGAAACAGAAAACAAUACCAUAAGACUGCCAGAUAUUGAUUAUCCCCAAAAUGGCAAUCAAACUGGGAACUAUGUUAAAAAAGACAGCUUUUCAGCCAAUUGCACACUUUCAGACCAAAACACUGGUACUUCAGCAAUAAAGGACCAGGACCCCCUUACUUGGCCUGUGAAAGAGAGCAGUAUUGAACCUUUUAAAACUGACUGUGCAAGUUUGGGUGAGAGCCUUACUGCUGGUAUCACUGCAAUGGCUGUUACCAAAGUCCCACAGGUACCCACACAUACCAGCUAUAAAGAUGUCAAUGGAGGAAUUGAGGAGGAAGAUGCAGAAGUUGCAGCAGCUCUGGCUGCACUGGAAGCUGCAACAGCAGGAGAAGACGUGGAAGAUGAUGACGAGUAUGAGAUGGUUUCUUUCCAACACACUGGCUGGAAAGGGACAUCUAUAUUGGAGACCAUCCAGGUGAAAAAAGAGACCGAAUUCCAAAACCCAAGGGACAUUUAUACCCGCAGAAUGGGAGGCGGGGACGGAGGGCUGCAGCCAAUGGGAUACCAGUGA